AUGACAGCGCCAGUCGUCGCCCAGGCGCUUGUAACAAAUUGGAUCGCACGUUUCGGGGUGCCGCAGAACAUAACGACGGACCAAGGGCGCCAAUUCGAGUCGAGGCUAUUCAACGAGCUCCUCAAAAUAGUGGGCGCGGCUCACCUGCGGACGACAGCCUACCACCCUCAGAGCAACGGGCUCAUCGAGCGCUGGCAUCGAACCUUGAAGGCAGCGAUCAUGUACCGCGACCCCCAACACUGGACUGAGCACCUGCCGAUGAUCCUGCUCGGGCUGCGGACGGCCUACAAGGACGGCUUAAAAGCGGCCCCCGCGGAGCUAGUGUAUGGGACCACCCUGACGAUCCCAUCGGAAUUUGUCGCGGAACCAACGAAUGCCUCCAGCGACCCCCCCUCCGAGUUCCUCAGCGAGCUCCGGAAGGCCAUGAAACGAGUACGGGCGCGCGACACGGACUGGCACGGCCGCCAACAAGUGUUCGUCCACGAGGACCUCGAGAACGCCAAGCGGGUGUUCGUGCGGGACGAUUCCGUACGACCAUCGCUAACCCCGCCGUAUCGCGGCUCGUAUGCAGUACUGCGACGCCAGGCCAAAUACUACACCGUGGACUUGAAUGGCACCCCGACGAGCAUAUCAAUCGACCGUUUGAAGCCGGCCUACCAAGCGGGUAUCCACGAGAAGACGGCAACGACAACCGGGCCAGCCGCCAGGAGGAAGGGGAGAGCGGCAAGCUAA
Messenger RNA from Anopheles cruzii, 732 nucleotides. RefSeq lists its product as uncharacterized. NCBI's taxonomy places the organism in Eukaryota, Metazoa, Arthropoda, Insecta, Diptera, Culicidae. Bases 1 to 732 code for a protein of 243 amino acids. Gene Ontology annotation, biological process: DNA integration. The transcript has a single exon. Gene Ontology annotation, molecular function: nucleic acid binding. The record is from RefSeq and is a predicted model, not a curated record.